This is a messenger RNA of Lotus japonicus, 1331 nucleotides long. RefSeq names its product rust resistance kinase Lr10-like. Lineage: Eukaryota; Viridiplantae; Streptophyta; Magnoliopsida; Fabales; Fabaceae. The coding region runs from base 69 to 1331 and encodes 420 amino acids. The record is from RefSeq and is a predicted model, not a curated record. Gene Ontology annotation, biological process: protein phosphorylation. The transcript is spliced from 2 exons. Gene Ontology annotation, molecular function: ATP binding; protein kinase activity.
UCUUAUGCAACGGUAUUAUAUGCUUAAUUUCUUGCUAUGGUAUAUCAUACACAGGACUACUAAAUGGAAUGGGCAUAGGGACAGAUUAUGAAUCUCAGGGUAAUUUUGAUUCUAAAGCUCAAGGUAUUUCUGAUUCUAAACUCGGUCUUAGGAUAGGAAGGGUCACAAUAAAGUAUGUCUUGCCACUAUACAUUUUGUUGAGAUUCAUAAUAGGUCUCAUAAUUUUCUUUGGAAAAUUAAUACAUAUGUAUCGGAAAAGACAUACAUCAAUUUAUGAAAAUAUUGAAGAUUUUCUUCAAAGGAACACCUUAAUGCCAAUAAGGUAUUCAUAUAAAGAGAUCAAGAAUAUGACUGGAGGUUUUAAGGACAAGUUGGGUGAAGGAGGAUAUGGACAAGUUUAUAAAGGAAAGCUACGAAGUGGACCUUUAGUUGCUAUAAAGAUGUUGAGUAAACCUAAGGCUAAUGGACAAGAUUUCAUGAGUGAAGUCACAACCAUAGGAAGAAUACACCAUGCGAACGUUGUACAAUUGAUUGGAUUUUGUGUUGAGGAAUCAAAACGUGCUCUUGUUUAUGAAUUCAUGCCCAAUGGUUCUCUUGAUAAAUAUAUUUCCUCCAAGCAAGAUGGUAUCUCUCUAACUUAUAACCAAAUGUACACAAUUUCUCUAGGAGUUGCUCGAGGUAUUGCAUAUCUUCAUCAAGGUUGUGAUAUGCAAAUUUUGCAUUUUGAUAUCAAGCCUCACAAUAUCCUUCUUGAUGAAAACUUUAUCCCUAAGGUUUCUGACUUUGGUCUCGCAAAACUUUAUCCAAUUGAUAAUAGCAUCGUCACUUUGACAGCAGCGAGAGGUACAAUUGGUUAUAUGGCUCCAGAGUUGUUUUAUAAAAAUAUUGGAGGAGUGUCUUACAAGGCUGAUGUCUAUAGCUUUGGAAUGCUUUUGAUGGAAAUGGCAAACAGGAGAAGAAAUUUGAACCCAUAUGCAGAUCGUUCAAGCGAACUUUUCUUCCCUUAUUGGAUUUAUGAUCAAUUGGUCGAAGAAAGAGAGAUAGAAAUGGGAGAAGUUACAAAUGAGGAAAAUAAUAAUGUGAAAAAAAUGUUCAUAAUUGCUCUAUGGUGUAUACAAUUGAGACCCAAUGACCGUCCUUCAAUGACUAGAGUUAUAGAGAUGUUGGAAGGAGAUGUUGAAAACAUUACAAUGCCUCCAAAGCUUUCUCAAUAUCCAGAUGAAAUUGAAAUCAAUUCUGAUGAAUCCAUAUCAAGUGAUGCUUCUAGCUCAAUGUGUUUUCUUGAGGAAGCUAUAGAACAUCCUUUAUUGAAGAAUCCUUCUACCGGCUAG